AUGACAGCAGAUGCACAAAUUCAUGGCUUCCAAACAGGUUCCCUUUUAGCCUUCAGCUUGUUUCUCAUUGGUUGGCCUGCACCUGAUGGGCAUGAUUUUUGUGUCCCUGUUGUUGGUUGGCCUUGUGGGCCAGAUUGUGAUGAACCAGAUUAUGGUGGAGCAACAGGUGGCCCAAAUUGUGGUCGAACACCUACUAGGCUAGAUUGUGAUGAAGCAAAUAGUGGUAGAGCAAUUGCUGGUAAUGGUAAUCAUAAUGGUAACGGUAACGGUAACGACAACGAUAACGGUAACGAUGACGAUAACGAACACGAUAACAAACACGAUAACGGUAACGAUGACGAUAACGAUAACGAUAACAAACACGAUAACGGUAACGGUAACGAUAACGAUAACGAUAACAAACACGAUAACGGUAACGGUAGCAAUAACGAAAACGACAAUGGUAACCGUAACGAUAAUGGUAAUGGUAACGGUAACGAUAACGACAACAGUAACGAUAACAGUAACGAUAAUACUGACGGUAACGGUGAUGAUAACGAUAACAAUAGCAGUAACGAUAACGAUAACGGUAAUGAUAACGGUAACGGUAACGAUAACUGUAACGAUAAUGGUAACGAUGAAGAUAACGAUAACGGUAACGGUAACGAUAAUGGUAAUGGUAACGGUAGCGGUAAUAGUAACGGUAACGAUAACGGUAAUGGUAACGGUAACUAUAACGGUAAUGAUAAUGGUAACGGUGACGAUAACGACAACGGUAACGAUAACGGUAAUACUAAUGGUAACGGUAACGAUAACGGUAAUGGUGACGGUAACGAUAAUGGUAACGAUAACGGUAACAGUAACGGUAACGGUAACGACAAUGGUAACGAUAACGGUAAUGAUAAUGGUAACGGUAACAGUAACGAUAACAGUAAUGGUAAUCAUAAUGGUAACGGUAACGGUAACGACAACGGUAACGGUAACGAUGACGAUAACGAUAACGAUAACGAUAACGAACACGAUAAUGGUAACGGUAACGAUAACGAUAACGAUAACAAACACGAUAACGGUAACGGUAGCAAUAACGAUAACGACAAUGGUAACCGUAACGAUAAUGGUAAUGGUAAGGGUAACGAUAACGACAACAGUAAUGGUAACGAUAACGGUAAUGGUAACGAUAACGAUAAUGGUAACUGUAAGACCCGUGAAAUUUAA
Vigna unguiculata (cowpea) is the source of this 1194-nucleotide messenger RNA. NCBI's taxonomy places the organism in Eukaryota, Viridiplantae, Streptophyta, Magnoliopsida, Fabales, Fabaceae. The record is from RefSeq and is a predicted model, not a curated record.